Molecule: messenger RNA, 1398 nt
Organism: Nicotiana tabacum (common tobacco)
Lineage: Eukaryota; Viridiplantae; Streptophyta; Magnoliopsida; Solanales; Solanaceae
Source: RefSeq, a predicted model, not a curated record
AUGGUAGAGAUCAGGGGGAUGCUCCAGCAACUCAUUGGGACAAAUGGUAAGAUGCAAGAAAAGUUGGCAGUAUAUGAUUCAGCUAUGAAGAACAUUAAAACUCAGUUAGGGCAGUUGUCUAUGGCUUUAAACAACCGCCCCCAGGGAACAUUGCCAGCGGACACAAAUAUUAACCCCAAGGAGCAAAACCCGAAUCAGCUGAUGGCAGUAAGUCUCCGGAAUGGGAGAGAUUUAGACAAAGAGCAGGAGGUUGCACAAGCCAGCAAAGAGACUACGCCAGCCACUCCAAUUCCACUAGAGGUAGAUGAACCAUCAAAUCUGACUGAAGUGGUGGGUGAACAGAACCCUAACAGAGAGAAGCCGACAAAUAGUGCACAAAGGGUAAUACCUGCACCAUUCCCUCAAAGACUGGUAAAACAAAAGAAGGAAGAUCAAUACAAGAAAUUCAUGGAGGUGCUGCGUCAAAUUCAGUUGAAUAUUCCUUUGAUGGAUGCCUUGAGGGAGAUGCCAGGUUAUGCGAAGAUGAUGAAAGACCCAAUGUCAUGGAAGUUUGAUUUUCAGGACCUAUCCACAGUGACUCUAACGCAGACCUGCAGCACAGUAGUGACCAAACCGAUGGCUCAAAAGAUGUCAGACCCAGGUAGCUUCACUAUUCCAUGCACGAUUGGGAGUUAUGCCUUUGCAGCGGCAUUAUGUGAUUUAGGAGCCAUCAUAAAUUUGAUGCCUCUGGCUGUAUACACCAAACUGGGCAUUGGCAGAGCUAGACCGACUUUGAUGUUGCUGCUGCUGGCUGACCGCACAGUAAAAAGGCCUACUAGGGUUCUUGAUGAUGUGUUGGUGCAAGUAGGGAAGUUUGUGUUCCCUGCAAACUUUGUUAUUCUGGACUGUCAGGUAGAUGAGGAGAUACCUAUCAUUUUAGGUAGGCCAUUUUUAGCCACUGGGAGAGCACUAAUCGAUUGUAAGACUGGGGAAUUAAAAAUGAGACUGAACGAUGAAGAAGUCAUAUUCAAUGUUCAGCAAUCUAUGAGGAGACCCAGUGAAUAUACUAAUUGCUCUCUAGUGGAGGCAGUGGAUGUGAUACUGCAAGAAGAUGAUGUGACCCUGACUACUAAAGAUCCAUUGGAGGCAUAUCUGACAAAUUUAGAAGAGAUAGAUGGUGAAGGGUUAGCUAAGUGGGUCAUGGCACUUGAAGGCCAAGGAUUCUGGAAAAGGGAACCUCAGUUCGAGUCCCAUGAGUUAGAAAAAAGGGCUACACGUCCAGCAACACCAUCAGUAGAGAAACCACACAAGCUGGAGUUGAAGCCGCUCCUAGCUCACCUCAGGUACGUUUUCUUAGGCCCUGAUUCUACUUUGCCUAUUAUUAUAUCAUCCAGUUUGCUAAUUGCGCAGGUAGAAUAG